AUGGCGACCCUACUGCCUAACGGAAUGGCAAAUGCCUCGGCAGUCAGUAGCCAUACUACAUGGCACGGUGCUGGAGCGGCCGAAUUUGACUUGCGCAGUGACACGAUGACCAAACCAACCCUUCCCAUGCUUGACGCGAUUUGCCAGGCGACCUUGCUGGAUGACGUCUUCAACGAGGACCCAACCACCAAUGCUCUCCAAAGCUACGUCGCAGAGAGGACUAGGCAUGAAGAUGCGCUACUGGUUUUGUCAGGUACUAUGGGGAACCAAGUCGCUAUUCGUUCACACCUAGCUCAGCCUCCAUAUGCUGUAUUAUGUGACCACCGAUCUCACAUUAUCUGCUACGAAGCAGGCGGCGUCAGUUCUUGGACCGGAGCCACCGUGCAGACCGUUGUUCCCAAAAAUGGCAUCCACCUCACUCUUGAGGAUAUUCAGAAGCACGCGGUUCUUGAUGACGAUAUCCACCACUGUCCUACAAGACUCAUUAGCCUGGAGAACACCCUCGACGGGAUGAUCAUGCCCUUGAGCGAGGCUCGCCGUAUUGUGGAAUGGGCUCAUGCUAAUGAUAUCAAGGUACAUUUAGAUGGCGCCCGGUUGUGGCAGGCUGUCGUCUCUGGAGCUGGAGGCCUGGCCGAGUACGCCAGUUUGUUUGACAGUGUUAGCCUCUGCUUUUCCAAAGGCCUCGGUGCUCCGAUCGGUAGCAUCAUUGUUGGCUCCCAAGCUUUUAUUAAGAAGGCUCGGUGGUUCCGAAAGUCGAUCGGCGGUGGUGCCCGGCAAACGGGUGUCUUUGCGGCUGCUGCUCGAGUCGCCCUCGACCAAACCUUUGGUACGGACGAUCACGGCAAGAGCGGCCAGCUGUCUGUAACCCAUGUCAAAGCCAAGCGAAUUGCGGACCUUUGGACGAGUCGCGGAGGCAAGCUGCAGUAUCCCGUGCAGACAAACAUGGUCUGGUUGGACCUGGAGGCGUCCGGGGUGGGGCCGAAUGACCUGGCCACCAUUGGAGAAGAGAAAGGGCUGAAAUUACUUGGGGGCCGGGUGGUAGUUCAUUACCAGGUGUCCGACGAGGCGAUUGCGCGGCUGGAACAAGUAUUUGACAUUGCGAUGAAGGGUGAUUACCAGCGCAGCACAGACACAAGCCAACCGUACGGGAACAGCAAAAAAUAG
Messenger RNA from Penicillium macrosclerotiorum, 1164 nucleotides. Its product is annotated as threonine aldolase GLY1. The transcript is spliced from 3 exons. Gene Ontology annotation, cellular component: cytosol. Bases 1 to 1164 code for a protein of 387 amino acids. Gene Ontology annotation, molecular function: L-allo-threonine aldolase activity. Lineage: Eukaryota; Fungi; Ascomycota; Eurotiomycetes; Eurotiales; Aspergillaceae. Gene Ontology annotation, biological process: L-threonine catabolic process; glycine biosynthetic process. The record is from RefSeq and is a predicted model, not a curated record.